Molecule: messenger RNA, 3917 nt
Organism: Cylas formicarius (sweet potato weevil)
Lineage: Eukaryota; Metazoa; Arthropoda; Insecta; Coleoptera; Brentidae
Gene: Ctr9
Product: RNA polymerase-associated protein CTR9 homolog
Exons: 10
Coding region: 111-3836 (1241 amino acids)
Biological process (GO): regulation of DNA-templated transcription
Cellular component (GO): Cdc73/Paf1 complex
Molecular function (GO): RNA polymerase II complex binding
Source: RefSeq, a predicted model, not a curated record
AUUAUGUACAAUGCAAGAUGUUUAUUUUCGCUGCAUCUGUUCUAGUUGAUAUGCGCGGAGUUGUGUGUAAAAUAAUUUUGUGGUUUUUUAGUUAAUAGAAAAACCGAAAAAUGUCUACCUCAAUCGAAAUCCCUCUUCGGGAUACCGACGAGGUAAUUGAGUUGGACCCAAAUCAACUUCCAGAAGGGGAUGAAGUAUUGGGUAUUCUCCGCCAAGAGAAUACCCAGCUUUCAAUAUGGGUCAAUCUUGCCUUGGCAUAUUACCAGCAAGAUAAAAUCGAAGACUUCUUGAAGAUACUCGAGGCCUCGCGCACUGACGCGAAUACCGAUUACAGAGACUAUGAAAAGGAUCAAAUGCGUGGUCUCGAUAUGCUUGCUGCAUAUUAUGUGCAGGAAGCAAACCGUGAAAAGAAUAAGGAUAAGAAGAGAGAACUUUUUACAAAAGCCACCCUUUUGUAUACGACAGCUGAUAAAAUUAUCAUGUACGACCAGAACCACUUACUGGGAAGAGCCUAUUUCUGCCUACUAGAGGGUGACAAAAUGGAGCAGGCAGAUGCCCAGUUCAAUUUUGUAUUAAAUCAGUCUCCUAAUAAUAUUCCUUCACUACUUGGUAAAGCUUGUAUAGCUUACAAUAAAAAAGAUUACAGAGGAGCUCUGGCUUUUUAUAAAAAAGCAUUGAGAACCAACCCCCAGUGUCCAGCAGCCGUUAGGCUGGGUAUGGGUCACUGUUUCAUGAAGUUGGGCAACCAAGAUAAAGCCCGAUUAGCUUUUGAAAGAGCUCUUGAAUUGGAUCAAAAAUGUGUGGGAGCUUUGGUGGGUUUGGCUAUACUGAAACUGAACUUGCAACAACCUGAAACUAUUCGAAGUGGUGUCCAGAUGUUGUCUAAAGCGUACACAAUAGAUUCUUCCAAUCCGAUGGUUUUAAAUCACUUGGCAAAUCAUUUCUUCUUCAAAAAAGAUUACAACAAGGUCCAGCAUUUGGCAUUGCAUGCUUUUCACAAUACAGAAAAUGAAGCUAUGCGAGCGGAAAGUUGUUAUCAAUUGGCCAGAGCUUUUCAUGUGCAAGGCGAUUAUGAUCAAGCCUUCCAAUACUAUUACCAAGCGACCCAAUUCGCUCCAAUAGCUUUUGUGCUGCCUCAUUUUGGUCUGGGACAAAUGUACAUCUACAGAGGUGAUACGGAAAAUGCUGCGCAAUGUUUUGAGAAAGUUUUGAAGGCUCAGCCUGGUAAUUAUGAAACAAUGAAAAUCUUAGGUUCUCUUUACGCCAAUUCCACCUCCCAGUCCAAACGGGAUAUUGCCAAAAAUCACUUGAAGAAGGUCACGGAGCAGUUUCCAGAUGAUAUUGAGGCCUGGAUAGAGUUAGCUCAGAUUUUGGAACAGUCUGAAAUACAGGGCUCGUUAAACGCGUAUGGCACAGCGAUUAACAUUUUGAAAAAGGAUGUUCAAGCGGAAAUACCCACUGAGAUAUUAAAUAAUGUGGCAGCUCUACAUUACAGGACUGGUAAUUUGGAGGAAGCUAAAAAAACCAUUGAGGAGGCUCUCCACAGGGCCAAAACGGAGGCGGAACACGAUCCCCAGUAUUACAAUUCGAUAUCCGUCACUAUAACCUACAAUUUGGCGCGGUUAAAUGAGGCCCUAUGCUUAUUUGACAAGUCGGAGAAGCUUUACAAAGAUAUCUUGAAAGAGCAUCCGAAUUAUGUUGACUGUUACUUGAGGUUAGGUUGCAUGGCCAGGGACAAGGGUCAAAUUUACGAGGCCUCCGACUGGUUCAAGGAGGCGCUCCUGAUAAAUAACGAGCAUCCGGACGCGUGGUCCUUAUUGGGCAACCUGCAUCUGGCGAAGGCCGAAUGGGGACCGGGACAGAAAAAAUACGAGCGUAUUUUAAAAAACCCCGCCACGUCUCAGGACUCGUACUCGCUCAUCGCGUUGGGUAAUGUGUGGCUUCAGACCCUACACCAGCCGACCAAAGAUAAGGAGAGAGAAAAACGGCACCAGGAGCGGGCCCUUUCCAUGUUCAAGCAAGUGCUGAAAAUCGAUCCGAAAAACAUUUGGGCCGCUAAUGGAAUCGGGGCCGUGCUGGCCCACAAGGGCGCCGUUAACGAGGCCCGCGACAUUUUCGCGCAAGUCCGAGAGGCUACGGCCGACUUUUGCGACGUCUGGCUGAACAUCGCUCACGUCUACGUCGAGCAAAAGCAGUUUGUCAGCGCUAUUCAAAUGUAUGAGAAUUGUCUUCGCAAAUUCUACAAAUACAACAACGUGGAGGUGCUUCAGUACCUGGCCCGCGCUUAUUUCAAGGCAUCGAAACUGAAGGAGGCGAAGAUGGUGCUGCUGAAAGCGCGUAGGGUCGCCCCGCAGGACACCGUCCUCCUCUACAACAUUGCGUUGGUGCUGCAACGUCUCGCCACGCACAUCCUCAAAGACGAAAAGUCGACCCUGCAAACCGUGUUGCAGGCCGUCCACGAGUUGGGCUUGUCGCUCAAGUAUUUCACGUACUUGUCCGAAUUCGGCGACAAGAUGCGCUACGACGUGAACUUGGCCGGACUCGAGGCGCGUCAGUGCAAGGACCUGCUGUCGCAGGCGCAGUACCACGUGGGGAGAGCGAGACGCGUCGACGAGGAAGAGCGACAGUUGCGCAGGAAGCAGGACGAGGAACGUACGGCGUUCAAGAUGAAACAAAUGGAGGAGCAGAAACGGCGCGAGGUCGAACGGCAAUUGACCAAAGAGCAGACGCUCCAAAAACGGCAGGAAUACAAGGAGAAAACGAAGAACGCGCUCCUCUUUCAGGAAAUGCCGUCGGAGAAAAAGGCGAAAGGUAGAGGACGGAAGGAAGUUUACGUGUCGGAUUCGGAGAGCGGGCAGGAGAAUCGCGGCGACGGCGAGCCGCGCAAAGAGAAGAAAGAAAGAGGCAGGAAGAGGAAGAGGAGCGGUGACCGGAAGAAGGGCGGAGGCGGUCGCGGACGGAAACACAGGCGAGAUCAUAGCGAUUCCGACGGGAGCGGCAGCGACGCACCCAAGGCGCGGAAGAAGGGCAAGAAAGAAAAGGGGAAAUCGAAGAAGCAGUCGGACGAGGGGCUCACAUCGAAGCAGAAGUUGCGCAUCGUCUCCAAGGCGACCAUUUCGACCAGCGAGGACGAAAGCGACGACCAGAAGCGUAAAGUCGCCAGCAGCGGCGACGAUAGCGACAGAGGGAAGAAGAGUAAGAAGGGGAGGAUAAUGUCCGAUUCGGAGUCGAGUCGGUCCCGCAGUAGGUCUAGGUCCAAGAGUCGGUCAAGGUCGAAGAGUGGGUCGAGAUCAAAAAGUCGUUCGAGGUCGAAGAGCGGGUCAAGAUCGAAGAGUCGGUCGAGAUCAAAAUCUAAGAGCCGUUCCAGGUCAAAGAGCCCGUCUCGAUCCAAGAGUAGGUCGAGGUCUAAGAGUCCAUCCCGGUCAAAGAGUAGGUCGAAAUCGAAGAGUCGAUCAAGGUCAAAGAGCCCGUCUCGGUCCAAGAGUCGGUCGAGGUCUAAGAGUCCAUCCCGGUCCAAGAGUAGAUCGAAAUCGAAGAGUCGUUCCAGGUCCAAGAGUAGGUCAAAAUCUAAGAGCCGUUCCAGGUCAAAGAGCCCGUCUCGUUCAAAGAGUCGGUCGAGGUCUAAGAGUAGGUCAAAAUCUAAGAGUCGCUCAAGAUCAAGGAGCGCAUCGCGGUCCAAGAGUCGGUCAAGGUCAAAGAGCCGCUCUAGGUCGAAGAGUCGUUCGAGGUCAAAAAGUCGCUCUAGGUCCAAGUCUGGAUCCAGCCGGGAUGGAAGAUCAAGGUCCGCGUCACCUGCUAAAUCAUCCCGUUCCAGAUCGAGCUCCAAGAGCGAUUAAACAUGUACAUGUACCGUUUAGACUGUUUUAUCUUAAUUAAAAUACAGAGUUUCUAUUGGCAGUCCGAGUCAAUUUAAUUUC